AUGUGUAAGAUUCUUGGUCAGGAUUCCCAACCAAGCUGCUCCGAUGCAAGUGAAGGCCUCCACACAGCCAAUACGGCAGAUUGGAGUAUGAAAGGGAUGAAUACUCAAGAUUAUCCACAAGAGGAGUUAAGGCUUUGUAAAUUUUCAGCCAUUGGGAAAACUAGUCAAGAAGAAGACUCUGAAAAAAAUUUAGCAGAUGAUGAAAGGAAUGGAUGUGAGAAACCUAGGAAAUCCAAGAAAACAAAGACUACUUUAAACCAUAGUAACUUCUCACAAGAAGAACAUACAGAGAAAGCGAAGAGUGGGAUUGAAGAAGAUGAACACUAUAGGUGUUGUCUUUCACCUGAGAGAUCGAGGUUUUUUUCUCGUGAAUCAUCAGAGAGAGAUUCCACUGAUUCGAUUAUCGAAGACAUUGAGAAGAGAAGUUGUUUUGCUGAAAUGAACACAGGCCAUUCUAAAAUAUCACCAUCUCUGUCAGAGUCAGAAAUCUCAAAUGUUGAUUAUAUGAUUGAAAAUCUAAGAUCAAAAUUGCAGGACUUCUUGGACUCUCUCCGUUAUCCCUCUGAGGAAGAAUUAUUGAAGGAGUUGAGUCAUGAAGAUGUUUUACUUCUUUCUGUGGUAGACCAGAAGAAGUCAGAAGUUUCUUCUUCCCACCACAUUCAGGAUUUUUGUAUUUUCAAACCGUUUUAG
Molecule: messenger RNA, 690 nt
Organism: Yamadazyma tenuis ATCC 10573
Lineage: Eukaryota; Fungi; Ascomycota; Pichiomycetes; Serinales; Debaryomycetaceae
Source: RefSeq, a predicted model, not a curated record